GCAGUAACUAAUAAGUGGACGCAUGCACAACAACGCAACACUACACAUUAAUUGUAUAUGGCACCAGCAGCGGCGGCCGGCGGAAUGUACCGACGCGGUGGCAAUCACCAGGGAAGAGGCAGUGCAGCGGCGGCAGUUCUGUGCCUUCUGCUUCUCAUAAUUAGCUCCGAGAACACGGCGGUCCACGCUGCCGCUGCCGUUUACUCCAUUGACUGGAGCUUCAGCCCCAAAGUCAUAAACCCACUCGCAAAUGGAAAGACCUUUAGAGCAGGGGACACACUCUUGUUUAAGUACAGCCCUGGGUUCCACAACGUGGUGGAGGUGGACAAGGCAACCUACGACAAGUGCGGUACGCCGCCGGCCAAGGCUAAGGUGUAUGCUUCUGGGUCGGACAGGGUCACCCUUACCAAGGGACAGCAUUACUUCAUUUGCAGCUUCGCAGGCCAUUGCAAGGGUGGAAUGAAGAUCCCUAUCUUCGCCGCCUGAACAUUUGAACCAAAACCUCUGUUACUCUAUAUUCACACAAGGAGUAUUUGAAUAAGUGACAUACUUUUUGUUUUCAUAUGAUUGAUCAGCUAUGGUAUUUUC
Molecule: messenger RNA, 588 nt
Organism: Cuscuta campestris
Lineage: Eukaryota; Viridiplantae; Streptophyta; Magnoliopsida; Solanales; Convolvulaceae
Source: the annotation of a GenBank genome assembly